This is a messenger RNA of Galendromus occidentalis (western predatory mite), 1901 nucleotides long. It is a transcript of the gene Gabat, whose product is annotated as 4-aminobutyrate aminotransferase. Gene Ontology annotation, molecular function: pyridoxal phosphate binding; 4-aminobutyrate:2-oxoglutarate transaminase activity. Gene Ontology annotation, biological process: GABA catabolic process. Gene Ontology annotation, cellular component: mitochondrion. Lineage: Eukaryota; Metazoa; Arthropoda; Arachnida; Mesostigmata; Phytoseiidae. The transcript has 7 exons. Bases 48 to 1502 code for a protein of 484 amino acids. The record is from RefSeq and is a predicted model, not a curated record.
AUUGUUGUUCUCCGUUUAAAGCGAAUAAGCUUCUGCUGACAGCACGGAUGCUAUCGACAUUCUCCAAGCUCGGGGUACGGCCAUUAGCCGCUGGGGCUCGAUGCUUGACCUCUUUGUCAGAGCCCUCGGCUCCUCACUUAGUGACGUCAUCCAUACCGGGACCUCGGAGCCUACAACUCAAAAAGGAACUCCAGGACAUUCAGAACGCCGAUGCGGUACAGCUGUUCGUCGACUACGAGAAAUCUAUUGGGAACUACCUAGUGGACGCUGAUGGCAAUACGUUUUUGGAUUGUUACACGCAAAUCUCAUCCUUGCCGCUGGGUUACAACCAUCCCGCAAUGAUCCAAGCUGUGACCAGUCCGAAGAACAUCUCUACAUUCGUAAAUCGGCCAGCGCUUGGGAUUCUGCCCCCAGAGAACCACGUCGAACGUCUGAGGCAUUCGUUGCUGUCAGUCGCUCCGGCGGGUCUCUCGGAAGUUCAAACCAUGGCCUGUGGUUCUUGUUCGAACGAGAACGCUUUCAAAGCUGUUUUCAUCAAAUACAUGGCCGACCAGAGGAACGGCAGAGCGCCUAGUCCCGAAGAACUGGAGAGCUGUAGAUACAAUAAGUCACCGGGGUCGCCGAAUCUAUCCAUCCUGUCCUUUGACGGAUCGUUCCACGGGCGUACUUUCGGAUGUCUCUCGACGACGCAUUCGAAGCCCAUUCACAAAUUAGACAUUCCGUCUUUCGAUUGGCCGAUCGCAAAAUAUCCAAGGUACAAGUUCCCUCUCGAGCAGAAUGUGGCUGAAAACGCGGCCGAGGACAAGAAAUGUCUCGCGCAUGUGGAAGAGUUGAUCGAGGAGUGGUCGAAGAAAGGAAGUCCAGUGGCUGGACUCAUUGUGGAGCCCAUCCAAGGCGAGGGGGGAGAUAAUCGAGCGUCAGACGAGUUCUUCCGUGCUCUCAAGGACCUGACCGAGAGAAAAGGUGUGAUUUUCAUCUGCGACGAGGUACAAACCGGAUGCGGCCCAACGGGCAAAUGGUGGGCUCAUGAGUAUUGGGGCAUGAGUACUCCACCCGACAUUGUGUGCUUCUCGAAGAAAAUGCUCACGGGAGGAUAUUAUUAUAAGACGGAAGUCAGACCGAAAGAAGCAUACCGAAUUUUUAACACUUGGGUCGGCGAUCCGACGAAACUUCUACUCCUGGAAGAGGUCAUCAAGGUUGUUAAACGAGAGAAUCUCCUGAAAAACAUCCAGGAAAGCGGUGCGGCAAUGUUGAACGGGAUGCUCGAGCUUUCGAAGAAAUACCCCGCCAUGAGCAACGUUCGCGGACGGGGGACCUUCUGCGCCGCUGAUAUGGCUACCCCCGGAGAUCGGGAUAAGCUCGUGAAGCAGCUGCAUCUUCAAGGAGUACAUUGCGGCGGCUCCGGAGAGAAGUCUCUCAGGUUGAGAACGGCUCUCACAUUCCAGAAGAAGCACGCCGACCUCUUCUUAGAGCGACUCGAAACAGUUCUCAAAACCUUUUGAUUGCGCACAUUGUCUAUCGGACCCCGAGCGUUGACUGGAUAGCUCCCCAGGGCAGCUCGAAUUAAUGUGCUUACUCGUCGCUAUCGUUCCGUUGAUUUUGAGGCUGGUGGUUCGAUAGAAGAUGCAAUACGAGGUCCGGAGGAUAGGACCGGGCGAUGAGUUGCGUCGAUGUAGCGACUUUCGAUGCUGCCAAUGGUGAAGUGGCCAAGCGAGGUUCCAUCCCAAUUUUGACAUUCCGAGAGCAGGCUAUACGGAACCCCGUACUAGGAAGGACCUUUUGUGAAAUAAGUCAUUGACUUCUCGAUUAUCAUUAUAUCGGGACCGUCGCCGAAAGCAAAUCACGACCAAGAGCUUCCUUCACUAACGAACCAGAAUUAAAAUAAAUGACUAUCGUCGAGA